GACCGCGUGGCUGUCGAGUGAUUAUGUCGUUGUUUGCUGUUUUAGUUCUAUUUUUCCUUUGUGUAAAAUGCUUGGCGCACGCCAUGGAAAAUGUACCGUGUCAUGGACGGACAUUCAUGGACUGUCAUCAUUACUGCAAGAAAAAUUGCCGAAGUGAUCGUGUCCAGUGUAUAUAUCACUGUCAGAAUGGAUGUGGUUGUAGGACAGCCUUCAUAGUUUUGAACAAUGGACAAUGCCGCAAACUGUCACGUUGCACCAUCGAAGAGUCCCAAGAGGAAUAUCCAUUUACUAUGGAUAAAUUAUUGACCACGACUUCCACGACUAAAUCUUCAGGGGCCUCCAAUUCUAAUGGCAAUGAUGGGCUAAAUCUGAAUCCAAAUUUGCCUGAAUUAGUCCUUGAGGGUAAAAAUGCUGGAAAACGUAAAAUUUUUGCAUCUUAUCUAUUACAACUGGCUGCAAAACGACUCGCUAACAAAAUGAUAGAUGAUGUGGUGAAACCUUUUAUGAAUAACGAUAUAAGUCCUGAUGUUGCCAUAGGAAAUGCCAAAAAUACGCUAGGCCAAGCGGUAAAAUUAUUUGCCCCAAUUGCCCAACAUUAUUUCCGCGGUAGAUAAAUGCAAAUAUUUAUAUUAUUUAUAUUAUUUUAACAUGCAACCAUAGGGUAAAAUGCUAUAUUAAAGUUGUCAUAACGGA
Drosophila willistoni is the source of this 693-nucleotide messenger RNA. RefSeq lists its product as uncharacterized. The transcript has a single exon. The record is from RefSeq and is a predicted model, not a curated record. Bases 24 to 614 code for a protein of 196 amino acids. Lineage: Eukaryota; Metazoa; Arthropoda; Insecta; Diptera; Drosophilidae.